Sipha flava (yellow sugarcane aphid) is the source of this 1848-nucleotide messenger RNA. RefSeq names its product REST corepressor 1 (gene CoRest). Gene Ontology annotation, molecular function: transcription corepressor activity. The coding region runs from base 301 to 1707 and encodes 468 amino acids. The record is from RefSeq and is a predicted model, not a curated record. Gene Ontology annotation, cellular component: histone deacetylase complex; transcription regulator complex. Lineage: Eukaryota; Metazoa; Arthropoda; Insecta; Hemiptera; Aphididae. The transcript is spliced from 11 exons. Gene Ontology annotation, biological process: regulation of transcription by RNA polymerase II; negative regulation of DNA-templated transcription.
ACGACGAACUCACACCGUGCGGCGCACGUCCGCGCGCACCGCUCGCUGGCCGUGAACAUCAUUGUUGGCGUCGUAUCGCGAGAUGCAAUGACGUCCCACCGUCGUCGUUUUUCUGUUCCAAGUAUUUCAAUUUGAAAAUACACCUUUUAAAACUAUCACGUCUCGCUGUCCGUUUCGACGCGGGCGCGUAUUUUUCGAUCCCAGCCGUGCUCGGCCGAGUUGAGCCUGCCGCGGAUCACCUGUGUACCCGCGUUCCUGCGGUACAAAAUUAACGUCUAGACUUUUUUUUUCCUAGGAAACAUGGCUAACGACAAUUCAGAUUUGAAAAACGGCAAUGGCAAACGACCUGCUCCAUCUGAUAUAGCUGCAGACAUUGAUGAUCUAAUACAGGAAAAUGCUGAAAAAAUCAGAGUAGGACGUGAUUACCAAGCUGUUAUUCCAAAAUUACUGGUUCUCCCAACACAUAGGCGUGAACGACUUAACAAAAAAGCAUUAUUAGUCUGGGCUCCUACUGAAAAUAUUUCAGAAGUUAAAUUAAAUGAAUAUAUAUUACUUUCUAAAGAAAAAUAUGGCUACAAUAGUGAACAGGCAUUAGGAAUGUUGUACUGGCACCAUCAUGAUAUGGAUAAGGCCCUAAGUGAUCUAGCAAAUUUUGCACCUUUACCUGAUGAUUGGACAACUGAAGACAAACUAACAUUUGAAUCAGCUUUUAAUAGUAUUGGGAAAAAUUUCUUGCGCAUUAAACAAAUGAUGCCUGACAAGCCAAUAGCAUCAUUGGUAAAGUAUUAUUAUUUAUGGAAAAAUAAAAGAAAGAAGAGCAGUGUGAUUGAUCGACAAGCCAAGAAAUUAGCUAAUGUCCGUGCAAAUGAGAAUCAAAAUGGCAGUAGAGAAGGAUCUAGUUCAGCAGAAUCCGAUCCUGAUGACAAGAAGGAUCUUGGAGAAGGAAGUUCAAAACAGUCAUGUUCUGUUUGUGGAGUUUUUGUUACUAUGCUUCAACAGACACCUAAAGGAUCAAUGUGUGGAACAUGUUAUACACAUUUUAGGAGAACUAAUGGAGGUAUUAGACCAACAUUAGGUCCUCCACGUCCAAAUAAUCGUCACUUAAAUGUUGCUCGUAAUAAACGUUUGCCACCUCGUGGUAUGUAUGUUAAUCAUGAUGAUCUUCAAGCCAUUGCAUCUAGUCCAGAUGCCAAAGGAGAUAAUAUUUUAUCAGCAGUGGAUGAUGAGGUUGUAUCAUUAAAAUGUAAAAUUCAGUCAAACAAACAAGACAUUGGACAGUUGCAAAAGAAGAUUAAACUAAAUAUCAAUGAGUACAGAAACAGUGAACCAAUAUCGCCUCGUAUUGUUCCACGAUGGUCCAAUGAUGAAAUAAUGCUAGCUAUUGAAGGAAUCCGUAGGUAUGGAAAAGAUUUCAAAGCUAUUGCUGAAACAAUGGGAACCAAGAGUCAAACUCACUUGAAAACAUUUUAUGCUCAAUAUCGUAAACGUUAUAAAUUAGAUGAUUUAAUUAAACAAUAUAGAGCUGAUCAAUGCAAUACAAUUAUUGAACUAAGUGAUGAUGAUGACGAACAGGUCUCUAUCAAAGAAGAAGCGCCACCUUCCGUAUCUAGACCCACUACACUAUCAUCCAUGGCUUCAGGAACUCGACUUAUUAAUCUUUCAUUGUCUACUCCUAAAGCACAUCAAACGGCUGCUGCUGCAAAGUGAUACUCAAAUUAUGGUCAUAACAUAUUGGGCUUUUAUUAUUUCUCACUGCCUUUAUUUACCUUAUUAUUGCCCUACUUAUCUAAUUAAUAAUAUCAAUUGCAUCAUAGAAUGCUAUGUAUAAAACAUAAUAUUAUUUUUAUU